This is a messenger RNA of Bursaphelenchus xylophilus (pine wood nematode), 5970 nucleotides long. The record is from the annotation of a GenBank genome assembly. NCBI's taxonomy places the organism in Eukaryota, Metazoa, Nematoda, Chromadorea, Rhabditida, Aphelenchoididae.
AUGGGUGCGUGUACAAGCUCGUUUCAAAAUGCGAGGGUAAGUGGGGUUGUAAUUCAAACUCAAUCCUAAUAGUAUGCUAUAAAUUUGUCUGGAAAAUAAUUUGGACUCGGCGGAGAAAACGUCUUGUCUAGUCGCAAAAUUGCUCCAAUCGCCACCAAUUUUUUUCAGCAGACUUUUUUUUGGCGGAGCUUUUUCUAGAGGACCUUUUUUCGACAGUCCUUUUUGUAGUCAACGGAUUUUGGUUACGACAUGUUGCAUCGGUUGCGGCAGAGUCCUCAUUAUUUUUCCGACAAACUGAUUUUUUUUUUUUUUUUUUUGAAAAGCGUAUCAUAUGGAAAAAGUUUACUUUGCGGCGAUAUAAGUUAGCAUUUUCAUAAAGUGCAUGUACCUUUCGUCGUGCGCCGAAUUGUGCAAGGAAAAAGGUCAAAAGUCCAUGCGCUUUACGAAAAUGCUGAUAUUUCAAUGCACGGUGCAAAAACUGAAAGCGUACGGUGCAAAUUGAGGCCUGGAACGUGCAUUUUGCCUAGCGAAAAAAGACUACGCACUUUGUGAAAAUAAUUGUGCAGCAAAAUCCGUCCAUAACGAACACUUUCAGAGUCCUCAAAAACAGUUUUGGGCCAAAAUAAAUCUUUUUAAAAGAAAAUCUUUCCAUAAAAUAUCCACCCUCUUCUUUUCAGGCCAAACUCGCAAGCCUAAACGGCUUCAAUGACAGCAAAAAACCGGCCAAAGAGGACCCGGCGACAGCCGAGAAGAUCAAAGAAAGGAAGGCCAAAAAAGGAGUGGAGAAAAUUGCAUUGACUGAAGAAGUUGUUCAAGUAAGCAGAAAAACAAAUAUUUUUUAAAAUACGAACAAUAAAAAGCAUACACUUGAUUUCAGGAAUACAUCGAACUGGAGAAGCAGAUAUAUCGGUUCGAAUACAAGAAUGUCCUGAAGAAGUACGAAAGCAAGACCAUCUUUGCGGAUGAGGUGAAGAAAACGGUCGAUCAGUUGGAAGCGACGUAUAAGGAGCUGAAAAAACAGACGUAAGAAGAAAUUGGAUUCUUUUGAAGUCCUAAAAAUUAGCUUUUAUUUUGAAUAGUUUUUAAAAAAUCCAUUGACAAAUCAAUAUCGAUUUCGCUGCCAAAGAGGAUUUUAAUCAGCGUUUGCAAACUGUAAAAAAAAUAUGAAAAGUUUUUCCAGCGAAAAAGAGCGAGCAGACGUUGAAAAUAUUGAGCAACCAUCGGUAAAGUCAUUUUUGAAACAACAAGGAACGUGGGAUGAACGGGUGGAAAAGGAAAAAAAGGAGUAUAUGGAUGCGCUGAAUAAGCAAGAAGUGGCCGAAAAGGUAGGCUAAAAAACCAAUUUAUUUAUUUUUUAUUUAUGCUAUGGAUUGUAAAAUACGCAAAGGAUUUCGUCUUUUUUACAGAGUAGUAAACAUUUGUGAGAUUAUGAGUCUGUCGGGAAAAUAAUGUGGAUUUGCCGCGAUCCAUCAUCCGUUUCCGAUGGCUCACUGCGGCUGCAGAUUUUUUGUGCGACAAGCCGAGACACUUUGUUGCGACAAAUCCACAUUAUUUUCCCGACAGACUGAUACAGUGGGGGACCUGAUCCAGUGGCAAAAACGUACCAUUUUGCAUCCUGGAAGCAUCAAAAAAAUGUGGCAAAAUACCUCCCUUUCCAGAUGAAAAAACUCCGAUUUCAAAAAAAGCGCGCCCGCUCUUUUUGCGAGGAAAAAGAACGCGACCUUUUAAAAAACGGAGCUUUUUCACUUCGGGAAGCAUUUUACUGGAUUUUUGAUACUUCCCGGAUGUAAAAUGGUAGGUUUUUUGCUACUGGAUUAGGUUCCCCACUGUAGCUUCAACUUUUUACGUUCAAGUUCCAAGUUUCGGAUCAGGCAUUGGCUGCCCAAAAUUCAUCUCUCAACCGCCAUUUCGGUCGAUAAAUAACGUCAUAUGCCAGUUCCGUAUCCUCCAAUUUUCAGGAGCUCAGAGGCGCUCGAGCCCAAUACGAGCGAGCCGCGAAAAUCGCCGACAUCUACAAGGGCCAGGUGGACCAACUCAACGAGCUCUACGAGAAGCAGGACCGCAUGUUGAUCGGGAUCUUCGGGCCCAACUACGCCAGCGACAAGGAGAACACGCUCGAGGCGGAGCUGGACGACGCCAUGGAAUGGCAACAACGCGUUUCGUUGGCCAAAUUCAAGUGGACCAACGGCCGAGUCCUGCUCGUCCACGCUUCCACGCAAAUGGCGUUCGGAAUCACACGUUGGAAGGAGCUGGAAGACAUUGAAACUGGGUCAGGAAUUACCGCUUUUGUCUAUAAAGAGUAGCGUAUUUCUCAUUGGCUUCGUUUUUGUUCGAAAAAAAAACGAUUUUGGGGGCAUUUUUGAUGACUUUUUUGAUUUCAGCAACACUCGAAUGCGAUAUUUCGCGGCCGCCGAAGCUAGGAACAACUUCAUUGCGGCCAGUCAGAAUGUGCAAUCAUGCCGAGUUUAUUUGGGUGAGUGACAAGAACCAGAGAGAAAUAUGCAUCGCUAACAGUCUGUCGGGAAAAUAAUGAGCACUCUGCCGCAUCAAAGAACGCAUCGUUGCCGAGAAAAUGACUUGUGUCGCGACAAAAUCCAAUUUCUUUUUACUUCAAUCGGUCGGCGCAGCGAAGCUGUGCUCAUUAUUUUCCCGACAGACUGAUAAAUCUAAAGGUCCCAAGCUCAUAUUUUCUUUGAAUUUUGCGCACAGUUGGGCUUAGGCCGUAUAUCCAUUCUUGAAAAUGUUAGCUGGCGGUUUUCGGCAAGAUGAAAGCUGAAGAAAACAUGUGUUUUUCAGUCUGUCGGGAAAAUAAUGAACACAAUAUCGCCGCUCCAACCGCGUCGCUGAGGUGAAAAUUUUUGAUUUUGUCGCAAAGCAAUUUCGACCAUCGGAUUUAUAGUCUGUCGGGAAAAUAAUGAGGAUUGUCGCUGCGCCGAUCGCGUCGCUGAAGCGAAAAGAAUUUGAUUUUCUCCGCGACACAUUUCAUUUGCUCGGCGGCAAUGCAAUUUUCGGGGCGACAGACUGCUCAUUAUUUUCCCGACAGACUGAUAAUUCAGACCAAAUUUUCCUUGAUGUAAAUUUGUAUAUUUUUCCAUUGCAGGACGAGUCCGCUUUCCCUACGCCACCGAGGAAGAGAUGAAUUUGAUGGAACAGACCAUUCACACAUCCUUCAGCGACAUCCAAUCAAACGCGAGUCUCAAACGCGCCCUAACCGUCUAUCAAAACACUCACAAAAAGGUGGCGGCGUUGAUUCAGUGGUUCGACAAGGUCAUCAACGACACGAUCAUCAAGGACCUGGAGAAAGCCAAUACUAAUGUAAGUCUGUUUCCCGGCCGGAAACAGAUUUAUUUGACAGUUUUAUGAGUGACGCAAAUUCGUCUCAAUGUUUGUUACUAGUGUUUUCAUAAAGUACAUGGACAUUUUGUCGCGGCGCACAGUGCAUUUUACCGUCUCUUUCGCACGGUGCGGGCGUUUCGAAAAUUUUGCACUGUGCAUUUUUAGUCAUCGCGCGACAUCGCACAGUGCGAACCCCGAAAACCCCUUUUUGCACAGUGCAAAUUCGCACAGAAAAUCGCUGCGACACAGUUCGAAAAAAGCGUACGUUGCAGCGAUAGUCGCUUGCACGGUGAAAAGGUCAAAUGCACAGUGCAAGCUUGGGUUUUUUGCCUUCCUUUUCGCACGGUGCAGAGUGAGGCAAAAAGCCCCACUUUGCACCGUGCACUUUUUCUUUUGAUUUUUGCACUGUGCAUUUGAAAUAUCGCUGCGACAGCGCCCGAAAUUUGCACAGUGCAAACGGCUUUUUUGUGGUUUGCACUGUGCGAAAAGAAAAAAAUGCACUGUGCGUUGGCGACAAGCGUGGGAAAAAAGUUCAAACUGCACUGCGCGAAGCGAGAAAAUGUCGAUGCACUUUAUGAAACCACUAGUAGACUGCGUAACCGGUCAACUUAUGUUGACUAUUCUCCCAUGUCUUCAGGUGGCGAAGAAACAGAAACAGUUGCGAGAAGAGCGCCUCACUUUGAUGAAGAAGAAGUACAAAGAGGAGUUCAAUAAGGACCUCAAGAUUGACUACGAUAAGAACAUUCACGACGAAACGGACGAGGAAUUACUGGCGUUGGAAGCGGAGCAGGUCAAGGAUCAACAGGAGCUGCCGGGAGAGGACUUGAAGGUGGGUUUUUAUUUAUUUUGAGUUGAUUACAUUUGCAAGACAAGGACCCCAGAUGCGAAGCUCAGAUUUUUUCGAAAUUUUUUACAAAUAUUGGGCAUGUAUCACACACUAAUUCCUGAAAAUUUGAGCUUGUUUUUCGCGGUCACAUCGAUAUUAAACGAUGCUUACCGCCAAGAAAGUACGAAAAGUGCGGAGGGCGGUCAGAGAGGAAGACCCCUUUUGGCCGUGUCUCUACCAAUUUCUCGCCUACAAAAUCCAUUUUUUUUGCCGAAGCAUUAGACUCUACGGUAGAAAUAGGUGUCAGUCUGUCGGGAAACCCUAUGCACACUCUGUCUCUGUUUAGCCACUGCUGUGGGCAGCCGAUGACACAUCUUUCGCUCAUUCAAAUUAUCUAUUCCAAAUUUCAAAAAAAAUCUCAUCUCCAUGGCACUCUCUAAUAUGUUUUUGUGCCAAAGAUACAGCGAACGGGCAAGAUUUUGAACAGACCAAAGACUCGUGGGCCAAAACUAGAAAACGCCGCUCGAAAAACUCUUUAUGGUCUUACAAGGCUCUCUGUAACGACUGGGAGAAAUUUUGAAAGAGCAGUGUUGAAAUUUUCUGUAGCCCGAUAUUCCCCUGGGGUUUCAAUGGGUUCCUGGUGGUGUAGAAAUUAGGAUGGUGGGAGAAUGAGCGAGGAUGAGAAUAAGUGGACAUUUAUAGUAGGUAUUAAAGUGCAUAUCAGUCUGUCGGUAAAAUAAUGUGGAUUUGUCGCAGAAAAUGCCUCGCCUCUGUUUUUCAAAAUUGGGGUUUUUUUUGCUUAGCGACAAAAAGUUUAUCAGUCUGUCGAGAAAGAAAUGAGCACUCUGUCGCAUCAAACGCAUUGCCGGUGAUAAAAUGAAACCUAAAUCAGCGACACAAUCGCUGCAGCGACAUUGUGCUCAUUAUUUCCCGACAUGCCGAUACUUGGCAAAGUUUACAGCGGAAAGGCCCAAAUUAGACACUUGAAAAGCGUUGUAACUUUCUUUAUAGGCAAAAAAGUAGGUUGAAAAAAGAGAAAGGUCUUUUUGAGGAUUUUCAAAUAUUCAUUAUCAAAAUACCGUUGAAAAAAAAAACUUUUUUGAAUAAUAUCACUCUUUAGCCCUUCAAAAAAUUUACGUGACUUUUCAGGAGAUCCUAACGCUUUCCCAGCCCGAAGGCAAGCAUCCAACUCCACUUCCUCUCACCAAACUGGCUCCCAUUCCUUCCAAAGAUGCGUUGUUCGGUAAGCAAAAGGUUUGAGAAGUUUUUGCCAUCUUUACUAAUCCAUUUGCAAAGUCGUCGAUCGUUUUAGGAGACGUCAAAAAGAAGAUUGAUGAGCUGGAUCAUACGCGAAAUUCGAUCCAACAACGGAAUAACGCGAUGAAAGAAAAGUCGGAAUUGGCGUUACAGGUAAGAAAAAAGAUGUUUGUAAAAUACGCCUUGCACAAUGAAAGCAUGCCUUUUUAUACAUACUACUUUUUUUGACGUAAAAAUCUUAGCUUUUUCUGAAAAAAAAUCGCUAAGAUUUUCAUUUUUCCCAGAGGAAAUUCUAGUCAAAAAUCGCUCUAAAUUUCAUCAAAAUGUAUCGCCAAAAAAUCUCCCAUUUUUUAUUCCAGGAGAAACUCCGGCUCCGCCAGCAACAAGGUCGCCGGACGCGUCCGCAACGCGCCAAAUCCGUCAUUGUCCCGCUUCCAUCGCUCAGCGAGCAAGCCGAUGCGGCCGCCGAAAAUGGAGAAGGCCAUGAACUGAGGCCGGCGAAAAAGAAACGAAGCAAAUCCAAGACUCCAUCUCCAGUGCCUCCGGCAUAA